Messenger RNA from Lolium perenne, 1199 nucleotides. RefSeq lists its product as uncharacterized. Lineage: Eukaryota; Viridiplantae; Streptophyta; Magnoliopsida; Poales; Poaceae. The record is from RefSeq and is a predicted model, not a curated record. Gene Ontology annotation, molecular function: zinc ion binding.
UCGAGCUUGGCGUCAGGAAGACACCCAAUUCAAGCGCCUGGUCCAAAGCUGCUUUUAGAGAGUGUCCGCCAAUACGUACGGAGAGUUCAUCUGUCCAAUCAUCCUGUUUUCAUUAACUCCACUCCAUGCCGAUACUGGGAAGCUCAGCUUUUAUUGCCCGGCGCUCUCAGUUGUUGGAUAGUACCAUCCUGUUCUUCUUCUUGCGAAUUUCCAUCCCCGCUGCUGCUGCUAGGCUGCUAGCCAUGGACAACAGGAGGAAGAACACGGCGGACGGAAAGAGGCCGCUGGCAGCGUCCAGCUCGUCGGAGCAAGAGGCGGUGAAGAGCUGCGACGUGUGCCAUGGCCCCCUCAAGCCCCCCGUUUACCAGUGCUCCCGUCGGCGGCUCGUCGCGUGCAGCGACUGCGGCGCCGGCCAGUGCCGUUCCUCCGCGGACUUCGCCGAGGAGGCCAUCAACGUCGUCUCCCAGCACUUGGGCUACUUCAAGGUGGCGUGCCCGUACAAGCAGUACGGCUGCGCUAGCUCCGUCGCCUCCCGCGACGCCGCGACGCACGCCGCCGUGUGCGCUCACGCGCCCUGCGCGUGCCCGCAGUGCGCCUUCCUGGGCUCGCCGGCGCAGCUCGUGCGCCACGUCGCGGACACGGCCUGCCCGCACGCCUGGCCUGUCCAUGGCAUCGAGUAUGGCCGCUUCCUCGUGCUCGACGUCCGCGUGCCGCAGGAACCGCGCCAGGACAAGCACCUCUUGGUCGCGGAGGAAGACGGCGGCGUGUUCCUCCUGGCCGUGAGCGGCCACGGCCAUUUUGGGCGCGUCGGCGUCGUCUGCCUCAGGGGUAACGCCGACGCCGGACCAGUGUACAGGUCCACCAUCACGGUGACCUGCCCGCCUUCGGAACAGGCCAUCACGAGUGUCGUGUGGUGCUGCUCGGUCCCUGCCGAAUUCGACGUGGAUCUGCUUCCGCCCUCGCUGUUUGUGGAAAAUGGCAGCGAGCUCGGCCAGCUGCGCAUCCGCAUCCGCUGUUGGCCCAGACCCGGCAGUACUCUCGCCGAUCUGAUACCAAACACAGCCCCUGCCGCCGAGUGCUUUCCGACGACGCUGACGAUGAGCUUCCGGCGAGAUGUCACACACGUACGCGAAUACUUUCUUUCCGCCGCGAUGCACACGUUCCGCCAAGCUGAACCUAGCUAGCUCGAUCUUCCUUUA